Ochlerotatus camptorhynchus is the source of this 1586-nucleotide messenger RNA. RefSeq lists its product as uncharacterized. Gene Ontology annotation, biological process: positive regulation of voltage-gated potassium channel activity; sleep; regulation of synaptic transmission, cholinergic. The transcript has 5 exons. The record is from RefSeq and is a predicted model, not a curated record. The coding region runs from base 252 to 680 and encodes 142 amino acids. NCBI's taxonomy places the organism in Eukaryota, Metazoa, Arthropoda, Insecta, Diptera, Culicidae.
CGCCGUCGUCGAGCAUCGAACAAAAGCUGCCCGCUACGAGGCGCACAGUCUGUCGUCGGUCGGUUGCUUGUCCUCAUCGCGUGUGGCGUGUAUUCUGUCGUGAAGCGUUUUCUCCGGGUGGUGCUGCAUUGCGUGGAAGCAACUGGAAUAGAUCUGACCUGUUUCCCCUGGCUCAGCUUACCGGAAGUGUGUGUGUGUGUGUUCAGAAGUGUUGAAAGAUUCCCAGAAAAACUAACCACAAAGGACUUGAAAUGGCUGUCCUGCAAUCGAUGAUCCUGGCCAGUGUCCUGCUGCUGUCGUUCGUUGUACAAAGAGGUGAUGCAAUCCGAUGCUUCGUGUGCAACAGUGCGGAUGAUUCGAUGUGCGCGUACGAUACGCCACCGACGGAAAUGCAGAUCGACUGUGACACCUACAAGGAUGGCAACAAGUACACCUUCUGCCGGAAGAUUAUCCAAUCGAUCGAAUUCGCCGUCAAUAACCUUCCUCCGGACACCAGAGUGAUCCGUGGUUGCGGUUGGGACGAAUCAUCCUACAAGGGCAAAUGUUACCAACGUUCUGGAUUCGGUGGCCGUCAGGAGGUGUGUGCCUGCUUGGAAGACAACUGCAACGGUGCAUCAUCGGUGCAGGUUACUCUCGGUUUGGUGUUGGCUGCCGCACUUGCAUUCCUAGUUCGUGCUUAAUCCCAUUCAAAGAGCGUGACGUAACGUGUGCCGCCGUGGAAGCGUCGAUAGUAGCUUUAUUUAUGGAUCUUUGGUUAUAUAGUGCUAUGAAUUGAAUAAGCAAGAACACCCUGCUGCCAUUUUUUCUCUCAAUUUGUCACUGUGGAUUUUCAUUUUGAUCCGAAUACGUUCGAAAGUCGUGCGUCGUAAGAAAUAAUAAGAUCAAAACAGUUCACAUUGUAGGUAUUUUAAAAAUAAGCAAACAACAGUAGCAUAAGAGGCAAUGAAUUCUACUCGAGCCGAAUUCUGUAGUUUAAAAUCAAAUCAAAUUGGAUAAUGAUCAAUUAUAGAGAGAGAGACAACAACAAAACUAUAAUGAUCAAACAAACAUCCACUGAAGAGCAUACUGUUGAAUAGUCAAUAGAUUUAUUUUUUUAAUUAUAUCGCUAUAGUAUUGUUAGGACUAGGUUCAAAAAUCACAUCUUGCUGUAAAAGUACUGUAUUUUUUGGGAGCUUUUCGUAGAAGCAGCUAUUCUUGGCUGGCUGAUAGAAUGGCCAAACUUUGAUGGGACAGUCUUGGAGCAAUGAACUUUCAUGUCGGUUCCGUUCCGAAUAAAAAACAAACCAAAAGAAACACGUGUGCUCGGUUAAGGUGACAUUCGUUCCGGAAAAGUUUUAGAAAAGUUUGUCCGUUCACUCAAAAGUUGCUCGCCAUAGUAUGGAAGCAUGAAAAGCAUUCUUUUGUAAAUAUCUGUACUGUAGUACGUGGGCGUUCUGUUUUUAAGUUUAGUAGCGAUCGCAGAAUAGUUGUUAAGGAUACCGUUUUUUUUUUAAAUUAUGGCUUUUUAAGUGAACAAUUAUUUCGAACAGAUCUGACAUCAACAACACCGAAGGAAGCAACAAUAAAGCUGAUUAUCGAAUAGAAAA